AUGAACCAAAAAUGUCUGUUGUUCUUUCUGCUUAUUCAUUUUCAUUACAGGUUGUUAUACAACCAGCCGAGUGUGCUGGUAGGUCGGACAGAUGUUGCUUCUGUGUCACCAUGGUCAGCUCCAAUCAUUUGGGAGGGAAACUUUGACUCUACACUGAUCGACUCUAUCUACAAACAACAAAAUCUCACCAUAGCAACUACUGUCUUCGCUUUGGGAAAAUACACACGUUUUGUCAAAGAUUUUCUGGAGUCAGCAGAGCAACAUUAUUUUGUUGGAUUUCGAGUGCAUUACUACUUGUUUACAGAUCAACCAGAAUCAGUUCCUGAAGUGAAGAUGGGUGAAAACCGUAGUUUGACAGUUCAAAAGGUUCCGAGUCUGAACCGAUGGCAGGACAUCAGUAUGAGCAGAAUGGAAAAACUGGAAAACCUAAUAGAGAAUGAACUAGUCAGUGAGGCAGACUAUAUUUUCUGCCUUGACAUAGAUACUAAGUUCUAUGGCCGGUGGGGUGCGGAGACUUUGGGUCGUCUGGUAGGUGUGAUACAUCCUUGGCUCUUUAAUGUUCCAAGGAAUCAAUUCACAUAUGAGCGCAGACCAGAAUCUAAAGCAUACAUUCCCGCGGAGGAAGGUGAUUAUUAUUAUGCUGGUGCUGCAUUUGGUGGCUCAUUGGAGGAUGUACAUCAUCUUACCAAAACCUGCAGGGAACAGCUGAAAAUUGAUGCUGCAAACUCCAUUGAGGCGGUAUGGCAAGAGGAGUCUCACUUGAACAAGUAUUUUCUUUUGAACAAACCUAGUAAACUGCUCUCUCCUGAAUAUAUGUGGCGGGACGUCAAUAAAAAAGCAGCCCAAAUAAAAAUAGUUCGCUUCACUAAUGUACCUAAAAACUAUGCUGAAGUUCGUCCAAACCCGUAGCAACUGUUGCCAGUAUUCAGCUACACUUACAUGGUGUGUUCUCACAGCCCUCCAGUAAGACAAUGUGAGUCUGUUAACAAGUAAUACUUGCAACAGGGAAGACGACAUCUGCCACCAAGAAAUGAAUAAUCACAGAAAUGUACAGAUGUUUAUGGCCACAAUGUGGCAUUAGAAACAAUAGCUGACAAAAUCUUUUUGAAUGAACACUCACAAUAUCUUAUACAAACAUAAUGCUAAAAAUCAGAAAAGAGCUUUUCCGGACAAAAGACAGAUAGAAGUAUUUUUUAGGGGUCAAUAUCUCCAAACAGUGCCUUUUAACCCUCACAAUACUCAAAAACUUUUGCUUUAAUUUCCCAUUCGCUUUAUGUCAUAUCAUAAACAGUAGACACUCAAGUACUAGAAGCAUAUUAGCUGAGCUCCCACACAUUUUCUCUUUCUUUCUUUUUUUUAGAUAAUUAUGGGCCAUUAUUAGAAGCGUCAACCAUAAGAUAUGUCCACCCUGUCAUGGACAUAUAAAUUACUGUUUAUAUGUUUUCAUUGCAAAAUUAAGAUACAAAUUAUAUUUUCUAAAAGGUACGUUGUCCCUUUCCUAAAUAGGGUUAUAAAAACUAAUAUAAUAAUAAAAAAUAAUAUAAUUGCAUCCUCAAUCACAUUGACAUGACCCCCCCCCCCCCCAAUCAUUUUAGUUUUUAGCAGUAUUAACUACAAAUGAAUUCUAUGUCCACUCUAUCGAGUCUAAGUGGCUGACAGCGUGGACAUUUUGAGCUACAGUUAGCAUAUUAGCUUACAACAAACUGUGACUAGCUAAAUAUUUAGUCUGGUUGUUGAAGAGAAUUUGGUAUAUUUAAACUAACAUAUUUUGAAAAUACUAUAUUCUAAUCACUUCUGACAUAUUUUAUACCGACAGGGUGGACAUGUUAAGCUUUGGCAAAGCAACUAAACUCAUACGAAGAAAAUUUGUCAAUUGAAAAGUCACCAACUUGCUCACCUCAGCCAUUGAAAUUCCCACCACUGAAGAGACAAAAAUAUGUUGUCCUGAUGUCACUAAAGGGGAUCGCCUUUUCUUAAAGGGGCGGAUUCCCUAAUACGACAGGGUGGACAACCAUUCAAGGGAUAUGGACAAACUCUUCAUUUUAUUUAAUACAAAAAAAAAAAAAGCUUUUAUUACCAAAUGAUCAAUACACUCAAACUGAGUAAUCUCUUAUUUACCAAAAUAUUAAUAGGAUGGGAAAUAGCAAAAUAACAUGCAUCCUCUCGCACAAAACUUAAAAAAAAAAAAAAAAAAUAUAGAAAAUGUAUCUAAAGUGGCAAGUUAUGGUGUUGUUAUGAAUAUAAAAAACUUAGCCUGAUAUAACACACCCUUUCAUAGUAAUUUUUAUGUUAUCAUGGCAAAUUAGUUAUUCAUGAACAGGAAACCAAAAAGGACCCUACAGUGAUAUUAACCCUUAGAAGUACUAUUUUGUAAAAUAAUUUUUUCAUACUUAAAAUCGUGAUUUUGCUAAAGUAGGUCAAGCUCUCGAAUUGUACAGCGAUGAUGUCACAAGCAGCACCCUCACUGAUACAAUAUAAUAAGAGGCUCACCCUUCUUGUCAUUCGUUUUGAAUCACUCGAUAGAGAAACAACUUAGCACUUGAUACUUCCUUCCUUAUAGAACAACGGUAUCUUACAUAACUUCUAUAAUAUAUACAAAUAGUUAUCAAACUUUUUUGCAAUAAUGUUAUGUAACUGAACGCAAUUUCCCUGUAUUGAAAACGCUGACAAUCCUUUGUUUUACCACUUUUAUGGAGAGAGCUGAGGGAGGACUUUUAGGGAGCUGCAAGGUCUGAAACUAAAAUGAUUUAAAUUAUAUUAUCUGGGUACUACUGCAAAAAUUUAACCUGCCUUUUUGUAUGUUUGGAUGAACACUGAAACAAUGUGUGACAUAAGA
This is a messenger RNA of Cyprinus carpio (common carp), 2836 nucleotides long. RefSeq names its product globoside alpha-1,3-N-acetylgalactosaminyltransferase 1-like. The coding region runs from base 1 to 909 and encodes 302 amino acids. Gene Ontology annotation, biological process: carbohydrate metabolic process. Lineage: Eukaryota; Metazoa; Chordata; Actinopteri; Cypriniformes; Cyprinidae. Gene Ontology annotation, molecular function: hexosyltransferase activity. Gene Ontology annotation, cellular component: vesicle; membrane; Golgi apparatus. The record is from RefSeq and is a predicted model, not a curated record. The transcript has 3 exons.